Messenger RNA from Salarias fasciatus (jewelled blenny), 3618 nucleotides. It is a transcript of the gene mmp25b, whose product is annotated as matrix metallopeptidase 25b. Bases 92 to 1807 code for a protein of 571 amino acids. The record is from RefSeq and is a predicted model, not a curated record. The transcript is spliced from 11 exons. Gene Ontology annotation, cellular component: extracellular matrix. Gene Ontology annotation, biological process: proteolysis; extracellular matrix organization; collagen catabolic process. Gene Ontology annotation, molecular function: zinc ion binding; metalloendopeptidase activity. NCBI's taxonomy places the organism in Eukaryota, Metazoa, Chordata, Actinopteri, Blenniiformes, Blenniidae.
GUAAGGGCAGUGAGGGAGGAGAGACUCGUACUGAUCGAUAAACCAAGCCUAGUCCCGGGAGGAGUCUGAAGGAGAAACAACGGUUUUGGUGAUGGAGCUGGCUCUUCUGCUGCUGGUUGUACUGAGUCUGAUCUCUGGAGCAUCAGCAGUGCAAGAUCAAUACAGCAGAGCAGUGGACUGGCUGAGUCGGUACGGCUACCUCCCUCCUCCCGACCCUCGGACCAGCAAACUGCAGAGCAAGGAUGGGAUCGAGAAAGCCAUUCGGGUCAUGCAAAGAUUUGGAGGGGUCACGGAAACCGGGGUCCUCGACAGCGACACCCUGAAACUCAUGUCAACGCCGCGCUGCUCUCUACCUGACAUUGUCGGCAGCGACGACAUGCUGAGGAAGCGCCGCAGGAGGAAGAGAUACGCUCUGUCAGGCCUUAAGUGGCACAAGACAGACCUCACGUGGAGCGUUCACAGCUACCCAUCGCCGUCCAUCUCGCCCCGCAUGUCCGUCGGUUUGGUGGACAACCUCCUGACUCGCGCCUUCAAAGCCUGGAGUGACGUGGUCCCCUUGAAUUUCCGACGGCUGCCGAGCGACGUAGCCGGCGGGGACAUCAGGGUGUCUUUUGCCCGCCUGCUCCACGAGGACGGGUACCCGUUUGACGGACAGGGCGGCACCCUGGCCCACGCCUUCUUCCCCGGCAGGGACACCAUGGCGGGCGACACACACUUUGAUGAUCAUGAGAUCUGGAGCUUUGGAGGCGACAGCCGAACAACAGACCUGUUCACGGUCGCGGUGCACGAGUUCGGCCACUCGCUCGGACUUUCUCACUCCUCCACCGACCCGUCCAUCAUGAGGCCGUACUACCAGGGCGCUGUUGAAGACGUUUCUGGCUUUCAGCUGGCCCUGGAUGACCGGCUGGCCAUCCAGCAGCUCUAUGGGGUGAAAGGUGGCGGGCGUCCAGGCGGCGUCGACCCUGACCUUCCACGUCUGCCCAGUCCACCUCCACCAAGACCAACGCAGCGGUUUGAUCCUUCAUUCAAGGAGCGGUGUCAGGGGGGAUUUGAUGCAAUAGCAAAUAUCAGAGGAGAAGUUUUCUUUUUUAAAGGCUCACAGUUCUGGAGGACUCAGCAGGAUGGGUCCUUAGUGUCCUCAAGUCCAGCUCUGAUCAAAAACUUCUGGCUCGGCCUUCCACCCCGGAUGGACAAGAUCGAUGCAGUUUAUGAGAGGAAGAGUGACAGCCGGAUCAUCUUUUUUAUCAACUCUCAGUACUGGGUCUUCAAGGACACCCGGGCCAUGAGCGGCUACCCCCGUCCAAUCUCCGAGUGGGGCAUGAGGAGGAAAAACGGCGCCCCGGUCGACAAGGUGGACGCCGCCUUCGUCUGGGCCCACAACGGCAUGACCUACGUGUUCAGCGGCGGGGAGUUUUGGAGGUUCGACGAGAGCCGGAGGGGCGAGCAGGUGACCAGGCAGCCCGAGCCGGGCUACCCGAAGAACAACAGCCUCUGGGGCGGAAUGCCCUCCGACAUGGACGACAUCAUUACCUGGGGAGACGGAAACGCCUACUUCUUCAAAGACAACCUUUAUUGGGUGCUGGACAAAGGAGGAAUGAACCAGGAUGUCGUCCCAAAAUCCAUCGGAGAAAACUGGCUGAGGUGUCCGGCUCCACGACCAACUGCUGCUCCCGAGAAUCCAGGAAGCACGGGGAAAUGCCACUGUGACCUGAAGGCCUCGUCCUCGCCACUGAGAAGCAGCUGGCUCCUCCUGAGCUCUGUCAUGUUGGUGAAUGAGUUUUUUAGAAACUUAAAUUUUUCUGGUUGAUGCUCAGUAAAAAGUGACUGCCAUCAUAAACCCAGAAAAAUGAACAGAUCAGACCUUUCCUUGGAUGUGAUGUAGAGUUUCAAACACUCCUUUCUAUAGAAAAAAAAGUAUCAGAUUACUCAGAGAGUGGGAGAAUGACCAGAAACCUAACACUGUAAUGAAGCACUCGGGUGCCUCCCUCAUAGUGAGUUCCUUUACAGCAAAUACGAACAAACGAACUGCAGCUGUUCAUUUCUGUGCAAGAGUACUUACUCUAAACUUCAGUUUAAGGAGUGAUAUCGAUCAAAUGGUUGAGCUUUUUCUGAAAUGAUUUCUGUAAAACUUUGAUAUGUAUAUUUUGUGUUGACACUGUCUGUGCCAGUCAUCAUCAGAUGAGUUUAUUUCACAGUAAACAUAAUAUGUAGCUCAACGGCUCACUAUGAGUUCACAUUUUCUUGUGAAUCUUUGAUCUUGACCCUGAAAAGAUGAAAAGAUGCACUGAAGCAGGAUCUUUUCUAUGCUCUUAUCAAUAGAUCGCCAGCUCUCAUGUGACAAACUCAUUCUUCGUCACUCCAGACAUGCCAGUCCCUCAUGAGAUGGCAAAGAUCUGUGGGCGAUAGCUUUAUGUGGGACACCUUUCCCGCAGUGCCGAUCGCUGCAUGAUCUCAAAGAGACCGGGUGUUACACAAGGUCAAAAAUAUAGAAAAACAAGCAUAACGAUAGGAGCUUAUGUUGUUUAGCUUGUUGGUUUAGUCCUCGCUGGGUCACAUUUUUGUGAUUGCUUACUUAGGUUCAAAAGGAAAAACCAAUCAAGACCUCAUGAACUCUCCUGAGAGCCAGAGUUUUUUUUUUUUUUUUUUUUAAUACAAAACGACCUUUAGUCACAAAGAAGGAGGACAAUCUUGGGUCAAACAGUUUUCUCAUCUGUUUAUUUCUGAUAUAUGUAGUUAAUUCUUACAUUUUAUUUUUUCACAGGACAUUCACAUUAUUCUGGGAGGCUUUGAUUUGUAUUUAUAGCUUUGAUUAUGUUCCUAUAGUUGUAAAUAGUGAAGUAAACUGCAACUAUCAUUUUGUUUUACUAUUUAAAACACAAUAUGCAACAAUGGCACCUCCAUGGACUUUAGACUCCAUAUGCAAUAAAUCAUAUCAAAAUAAAACAAAAAUAAUCUGUUAGACUUUUCCAUUGUUUUUUUUUUCUGCCUUUGUUGUACAUCUUUGAAGCCAAGUUGUUCCAAAAUCCAAGAUGAUGAAUAUGAUUCAAAUCAGUAAAUGUAAGUGCAACACAAUAUCUGAAGGCAUACGUGUGGCUCACCCGACUGUGAAAAUAAUGAUGCUCUUCUGAUUUUGUGAAAUCAUGAAAUCAUUCACUGCACCAAAAUCAUAGCACUGAGUGUACAUUUCAGCUCCAGUAGUGUCUCCACUGAUAAAAAAUAAAAAUAAUAAUGCGGCAAAACAGAGUAACACAAACACUGAAGUACAAUAAAAUUGCCGUAUUCUGCAACAGCAGGCCAACAGAUACAUCCAAACAUCAAGGUAGACUUCCACUCAAAUGCUGAGGCUGUUCCUGGACUUCGUUUCUGAAACCGGUAAACAUUGUGCACAUGUACUUCCUGCAGAUAUCUGAAUGUGGCUCAAGUCAGACUGGUGUUGCAACUCUGCUGUUUAUAGCUUCAAACACAAAUGUAAAUCUCUAAUGCAAAGGGAGGCGUUGAUUCGCACAACACAGAUUUGAUAAUAGCUUCAUAAUUCAACAAAACUGUUUACCGUAGCUCGGAAAAAAACCAAGAAAGGCAGUCAGGCUUGACCACGAAGAGCAAAGGCAGCCAAAAAAA